AUGGAGUCGGAUAUCCCCACCGAGAUUGGUUCCGUGCUUCAAGGCGCAUCCAUCAACCGACACCCAUCCGUACGGCACGACGCGAACCCAUCGACGGCCGCAUCCAAGAAGCAGCCCGUCACCCUCAAUGAACACCCAGACCCCGACAGCUCGGAAGUCGGCGAAGAUGAGAUCCCAGUCAGCGUGCUGGACCCGGUACCGCGACAGAAGACGAUGCCCCCACUGCCAGACCUGCGGUUUGAACAAAGUUAUCUGAAGAGUAUCGAGCAAGCAGAGGGGUGGCAGGGCGUGUUAUGGAUCACACUGCGGGAUCAGGUCAUAAUGUGCUUCGCCCAAGGCGUGAUGUGGACUCUCGUACUCAAUGGCUGGCGACAUUGGAACCGUUCGGCCAAGUUCAGUGGACACGGCGUUGGUGCGCGGAUACGGAGAUGGUGGUGGGGAGUCAACAAUUGGUCCAUACCAAACGCAAAGUCCAAGUUGAGGGACACCAAGUUGGCAAAGAACGUAACGGAGUACUAUGAGGGAGAAUUCUCAAGUGCGGCUCAAGAUUGA
Messenger RNA from Alternaria postmessia, 552 nucleotides. RefSeq lists its product as uncharacterized. Gene Ontology annotation, molecular function: mitochondrion autophagosome adaptor activity. The coding region runs from base 1 to 552 and encodes 183 amino acids. The record is from RefSeq and is a predicted model, not a curated record. Gene Ontology annotation, biological process: mitophagy. The transcript has 3 exons. Lineage: Eukaryota; Fungi; Ascomycota; Dothideomycetes; Pleosporales; Pleosporaceae.